This is a messenger RNA of Acomys russatus (golden spiny mouse), 2234 nucleotides long. Its product is annotated as zinc finger protein 239-like. Gene Ontology annotation, biological process: negative regulation of transcription by RNA polymerase II; regulation of immune system process; regulation of cytokine production. The record is from RefSeq and is a predicted model, not a curated record. NCBI's taxonomy places the organism in Eukaryota, Metazoa, Chordata, Mammalia, Rodentia, Muridae.
UUUAUGAGAGUCAAGCAUGUUGUUGUGGAGAAGACUUGAUCCCAUACCACAUGUCUAUGAGGAACAAAACUCAAACUGCGAGAAUGCAAUGUGGAGCCCUGUCAUUUGGUAUUCUUCUUUCAAUAGGAUUAUCAUAUGUCAUAAUGGAUACAAGCUGUGUGACUAUAGGGAUAUUGAAACAAGCAACAUAACUCACUCUCUCCCAUAACAAUUAUAAAAAGAAAACCACCUUGAGUAGACUUUCUGAAUGUAAUACAAGUUUACAAAUAAUUUGUAGAUCUUUUGUUUUUCAACUCUAUUGGUAACAUCCACAAACGCACAUUGCAGAAAAUCCCUUUGAGUACUAGGAAUGUGGAAUUUCUUCUACUUGCCCUGGUUCACUUUACAAAUGUGAUAUGAUUCACGCUAUAGGAAAACCUACGAAUGCAAUCUGAGUCCUUCUAGUGCUCUUCAAACACGUUAAAACCCUCAUAUAGAAAAAAGGAUGCUAUAAAUGUGAGCCGUGUAAUAAAUGCUCUUACCAUCACAGGUAUCGUCAAAGACACAAAACAGCCCAUUAUGAAGAGGAACACCAUGAACGUAAACAAAGUGAUAAAACCUCAAGAUCUGAUUCCUCUUUAUUAUUAGACCCAAUUGUAAAAUUAAUUCACACAGGUAAAUGGAUUCAUCAGUGUAAUGAAUGUGGUAAAGCUUUCACAUGAGCCAAUUAUCUUUGCAGGCAUGAAAGAAAUCAUACUGGAGAGAAACACUCUGAAUAUACUCAACCUGUUGAAACCUUUGCAUAUCAGAGCCACUCACAGAGGUUUGAAAGAAUUCAUUUUGGAGAGACACCCUGUGAAGAUAUUCAAUAUGGUGAACUUUGCACAUCACAGUAGUCUCCAGUAUCAUAAAAGAACAUAUGCUAGAAAGAAAGCCUGUGAAUGUAGCCAUUGUGGUAAAGCCUUUGCAUGUCCCAGUUCUCUUCAAAGGCAUGAAAGAAUUCAUACAGGAGAGAAGCCCUAUGAAUGUAACCAAUGUGGUAAAGCCUUUGCACGUAACAGUCAUCUCUUAAUACAUAAACGAACACAUACUGGAGAGAAACCCUAUGAAUGUAGCCAAUGUGGUAAAGCCUUUGCAAGUCAUGGUAAUCUACAAAUGCAUAAAAGAACACAUACUGGAGAGAAACCCUAUGAAUGUAAUCAAUGUGGUAAAGCCUUUUCAAGUCACGGUAAUCUACGAACACAUAAAAGGACACACACUGGAGAGAAGCCCUACGAAUGUACCCAGUGUGGUAAAGCCUUUGCAAGUCUCAGCCAUCUUCAAAGUCAUACAAGAACACAUACUGGAGAAAAACCCUAUAAAUGUAACCAAUGUGGAAAAGCCUUUGCACAUCAUAAUGAAUUUCGAAUACAUAAAAGAACACAUACUGGAGAGAGACCCUAUAAAUGUAAUCAGUGUGGUAAAGCCUUUUCACAACAAAGUAGCCUCUGCAAACAUAAAAGAACACAUACCGGAGAGAAACCCUAUGGAUGUAACCAGUGUGGUAAAGCCUUUGCAAGUCACGGUAAUCUACGAACACAUAAAAGGACACACACUGGAGAGAAACCAUAUGAAUGUAACCAGUGUGGUAAAGCCUUUGCAAGUCACAGUCAUCUUCAGAGGCAUGUAAGGACACACACUGGAGAGAAGCCCUUUGGAUGUAACCAGUGUGGUAAAGCCUUUGCACGUAGCAGUCAUCUCCUGAUACAUAAAAGAACACAUACUGGAGAGAAACCCUAUGAAUGUAACAAAUGUCAUAAAGCCUUUGCAAGUCACAGUCAUCUUCAAAGGCAUAAAAGAACACAUACUGGAGAGAAACCCUAAAAAUGUAAUCAAUGUGUUAAAGCCUUUGCACAUCACAAUCAUCUUCAAAUAUAUAAAAGAACACAUACUGGAGAGAAGCCUUUUCAAUGUAACCACUGUGGCAAAGCCUUUGCAUGUAACAGUCAUCGAAUACAUAAAAGAACACAUACUGAAGAGAAAAACCUAUGAAUGUAGUCAGUGUGAUAAAACUUUUGCAUGCCACAGUUAUCUUUAAAGGUGUGAAAGGAUUCAUACUGGAGAGAAACUCUGUGAGUGUAUUUAAUAUGGUGAAGCCUUUUCACAUUUCUAUAGUCUUUAUCACCAUGAAAUAAUUCAUACUGGAGAGAAACCUUAUGAAUAUAUUUAAUAAAGUAAAGCCUUUGCACAUUUCUGUCGAAGGCCAGCUUCAACAU